GACAAAGCCUUCCCCAGAGGAGGGGAGAGGGAGUUGUGUGGGACAAGCCACUCCUGACAGAAGGAUGCUGCAGCUGAGUCUGUCCUGGCUGGGACUCGGGCCGGUGGCAGCCCCCCCAUGGCUGCUCCUGCUGCUGGUCGGGGCCUCCUGGCUGCUGGCCCGCGUCCUGGCCUGGACCUACACUUCCUACAACAACUCUCGCCGCCUCCAAUGUUUCCCGCAGCCCCCAAAACGCAACUGGUUCUUGGGUCACCUGGGCCUGAUUCAGAGCUCGGAGGAAGGUCUCCUGUACACACAGGGCCUGGCCAGCACCUAUGGGAUGUGUGCCUUGGUGGUUGGACCCUGGCAUGUGGUCACCCUCAUCUUCCACCCCACCUGCAUCAAGCCUGUGCUCUUUGCUCCAGCCACCGUCGCACCCAAGGACGUGCACUUCUAUGACUUUCUGAAGCCCUGGCUGGGGGAUGGGCUCCUGCUGAGUGCCGGUGACAAGUGGAACAGCCACCGUCGCAUGCUGACACCUGCCUUCCACUUCAACAUCCUGAAGCCCUACAUGAAGAUUUUCACCAAGAGUGCAGACAUCAUGCAUGCCAAGUGGCAGCACCUGGUCACAGAGGGCCACACCCAUCUGGACAUGUUUGAACACAUCAGCCUCAUGACCCUGGACAGUCUGCAGAAAUGCGUCUUCAGUUUCGACAGCAAUUGCCAGGAGAAGCCCAGUGAAUAUAUUGCUGCCAUCUUGGAGCUCAGUGCCCUAGUGGCAAAGCGGCACCAGCAGAUCUUCCUGCACCUAGACCUCCUGUACUACCUCACCCCCGACGGGUGGUGUUUCCGCAGGGCCUGCCGCCUGGUUCACGACUUCACAGAUGCUGUCAUCCAGGAGCGGCGGCGUACCCUCCCCAGUCAGGGUAUUGAUGACUUCCUCAAGGCCAAGGCUAAGGCCAAGACCUUGGACUUCAUUGAUGUACUCCUGCUGACCAAGGAUGAAGAUGGGAAGGGAUUAUCAGACGAAGAUAUCCGAGCUGAAGCUGACACCUUCAUGUUUGAGGGCCAUGACACCACAGCCAGCGGCCUCUCCUGGGUCCUGUACAACCUUGCAAAGCACCCAGAAUACCAGGAGCGCUGCCGGCAGGAGGUGCAAGAACUCCUGAGGGACCGUGAGCCUAAGGAGAUUGAAUGGGACGAUCUGGCCCAGUUGCCCUUCCUGACCAUGUGCAUCAAGGAGAGUCUGCGGUUGCACCCCCCCGUCACAGUCAUCUCCCGCCGCUGUACCCAGGACACUGUGCUCCCAGAUGGACGGGUCAUCCCCAAAGGUGUUAUCUGCCUCAUCAGUAUUUUCGGGACCCAUCACAACCCAUCGGUGUGGCCAGACCCUGAGGUCUAUGACCCUUUCCGCUUUGACCCAGAAAACAUCAAGGGGAGGUCACCUUUGGCUUUUAUUCCCUUCUCUGCGGGGCCCAGGAACUGCAUUGGGCAGUCAUUCGCCAUGACAGAGAUGAAGGUGGUGCUGGCGCUCACGCUGCUGCGCUUCCGUGUGCUGCCCGACAAGGAGGAGCCACGCCGGAAGCCGGAGCUGAUCCUGCGCGCGGAGGGCGGACUUUGGUUGCGUGUGGAGCCGCUGAGUGCAAGUCAGCAGUGACCCACCGCCGUCUGGCCUGCGAUCCACCCUGACCCUAGACACCUCACUUUGCAGAUUCCUAGAAAUAAAACUGUGCUGUCA
Molecule: messenger RNA, 1717 nt
Organism: Balaenoptera musculus (blue whale)
Lineage: Eukaryota; Metazoa; Chordata; Mammalia; Artiodactyla; Balaenopteridae
Product: cytochrome P450 4F3-like
Molecular function (GO): iron ion binding; oxidoreductase activity, acting on paired donors, with incorporation or reduction of molecular oxygen; heme binding
Source: RefSeq, a predicted model, not a curated record